Messenger RNA from Dicrocoelium dendriticum, 309 nucleotides. The record is from the annotation of a GenBank genome assembly. Lineage: Eukaryota; Metazoa; Platyhelminthes; Trematoda; Plagiorchiida; Dicrocoeliidae.
AUGUCAAGUAAAUUUCAUGUAUCCGACUCUGUUGAGACUUCUAAACCUACUCCAAAGGAUUCCGGCAUCAUAUCGGACCCAAACCAAAUUGCUCAAUCUGCUCCCAUCACUUCAGAACCUUCAAUUAGCUUUGAUAACGCAACCCACAUCACUAUUCAACUUCCUGAUGGAAUGCAGGAGUCCACACUUAGCCAACAACAGUUAUGCGAUUUAGUUUUGCAGCUUUCGCAAAGUGGCCAGAUGGAUCACCGCGAGUACAGGAAAAUUGUGACCGAUGUACGUGUUUUACUUACCUGGUCGCCUCUUUAA